Messenger RNA from Triplophysa rosa, 1666 nucleotides. RefSeq names its product centromere protein N (gene cenpn). Gene Ontology annotation, biological process: chromosome segregation; CENP-A containing chromatin assembly. NCBI's taxonomy places the organism in Eukaryota, Metazoa, Chordata, Actinopteri, Cypriniformes, Nemacheilidae. The record is from RefSeq and is a predicted model, not a curated record. The coding region runs from base 24 to 1040 and encodes 338 amino acids. The transcript is spliced from 10 exons.
GAUUUUUAGCGGUUUGUCAAACAAUGGAUGAACAGACUAGAUUUGUUUUGCGCAGGAUAUUUAAAAAAAUACCGAGCAGAAAUAUCGAGGAUCUUCUGAAAAAUUGGAACUGUUUAACUGCAGAUCAGCUGCGCGCGCUGGAUUAUACGAGACCCAAAUGGACUUUAGUGGAAAACAUAAUCAGUUUCUGCGAGGAGAGAAGAUUGAACCUGAAGCAUAUAACCAAUUUGGAAAUGAUCAACCGUAUCAAAAACCCUGAUAGUGACACCUGGCAUACAUGUCAACUUGUUGAGGCACAAGAUGAUGCACUUUUUGUGGAGUUGACACAGUUUAAAGAGCAGCUUAAAGCAUACCUAGAGGGGGUUAUCAGACAUAUUUCCAUUAAGAUAAAGAAACAUGAGGAUGAGGCUUUAUGGAUUCGGAUUGCUUGGGGGGAUAACUUCAGCAAACCCAAUCACCUCAAGCCAACAUAUGUUGUUCACCAUCUGCAUACCUCUUAUGUGUUCAUCUGCAACCUCGUGGCCAAACACAAGAUCCUUCUAUAUCAGGCUUUGAUGGUAUCCACUAAACACGGGUCAAUCAAGGAUGCACACCUGAGCAACAGAAGUCUUACUGCAAUGAGGACUCUCCUACUGAGACAUUAUCAGCAGGUUUUUCCUAACAAUUACUCAAGGAUCUUAGAUGAAGGAAACACUUGUCCCUCUCAUCCCUGUAUUGAAAAAGAACAUGCUGCCCAUGAAGAAAGAAGGGAUCAGUUGGCCUCUGAAGCAUUUGGGGACAGCCCUACUCUAAAGCUGGAGACAGCUGUGUAUAGACUCGAGACGAGAUACAGGGGAAAUGUCAAGACCACCUUCAGUGACGAGGAGGAAUUAUUCAGAGGGGUUGUUAAGUUCUCAAGCACCAGUCUGCUACAGUCCUUGCGACAUUGUGUUGCUUCAGGGAUGGUUGAAGGUUCAGUUACUCCACUAUUGUCUGCCAUCACUCAGAAAGGGAGGAAUUAUUUUGUCAUCACAGAUAAAGGACCUGGUGUUUCCAGCUAAGUGUCAGUACAAAUUUUCGGAUGACAGAGGACACCGAUGUUUCAUUCACUGGGACAUACAUUAGCAUAUACUGUGCAUCCCGCAAAGUUAAAAGAAAGUAUUUGCAUGUAUUGUUCAUAGUCAUGAGAGAGGACUUGAUACCGCUGAAUUUGCUGUAAUGCUGAUUGAGCAGCACAAUAUAAUGUUUUUAGUUUAAUCUAAUAUGUUUAUUAGCAUUUUUUAUCUUGUUACUUUAAAAAUUAUUUUAAAUAAAGUAUUUGAUCAUUUUAUAAAAAACAUACUGUGUAAUUCCUAGGUUGUUGCUUGUUCUGUACUCUUUGAUUGUGUUAGUACAAAUUGUUAAUUUCUAGACCAAUUUAAUGUUAUUAUUAUUGAAUUAUUAAUCUUUUUACCAGAAAAUAUUUUUAAAGGUUUAAAAUGUAUGUAACCUUUAACCAAGUUUAUUCACAACAACCAGAUAAUUUGCUUACAUACAGACAUGGGGGGAAUUGAUAUUAAAAAAUAUUUUAAUAUUUUUGUACUUAUUCUAUUAUAUAUUCUUUUUUUACUUUUUUAACUUGCUGAAAUACAUGUAGAACAUUCAUAUUGUUGUUUAUACAUAUACUGUAUAUAUGAACUUGUCUUUG